This is a messenger RNA of Condylostylus longicornis, 1319 nucleotides long. It is a transcript of the gene Pdhb, whose product is annotated as pyruvate dehydrogenase E1 component subunit beta, mitochondrial. NCBI's taxonomy places the organism in Eukaryota, Metazoa, Arthropoda, Insecta, Diptera, Dolichopodidae. The transcript is spliced from 6 exons. The record is from RefSeq and is a predicted model, not a curated record. Bases 160 to 1218 code for a protein of 352 amino acids. Gene Ontology annotation, molecular function: pyruvate dehydrogenase (acetyl-transferring) activity. Gene Ontology annotation, biological process: pyruvate decarboxylation to acetyl-CoA.
AUAGAAAGUAUGAAUGUCGUACGAUUUUCGUAGUUUUUUUUAUUGUGAUAAGGUUUUAGCAUAGUGGUAGUUGAUCCAAAUAGCCUGAAUUGAACAAUUUUUGUCGCUAAUUUAAAAAAAAAACGGUGUUAAAAAUAAAUAAAAAAUUGUAAAUACAAAAUGUCAAUUAUUUCAAGAGUAGUACGCCGUUCAUUUUCUACGGCCCCAAAAAGCUUAGCAGCUGCCAAGCAAUUAACUGUUCGAGAUGCACUCAAUUCUGCAAUGGAUGAAGAAAUGGCCAAAGAUGAAAGGGUGUUCAUCUUGGGUGAAGAAGUUGCACAGUACGACGGCGCUUAUAAGAUUACUAGAGGAUUGUGGAAAAAAUAUGGCGACAAACGUGUAAUAGAUACUCCAAUUACAGAAAUGGGCUUUGCUGGCAUAGCAGUUGGAGCCGCAAUGGCAGGCCUCAAACCAAUAUGCGAGUUCAUGACUUUCAAUUUUGCAAUGCAGGCUAUUGAUCAGAUUAUUAAUUCAGCAGCAAAAACCUUUUAUAUGUCAGCGGGCGCUGUGAACGUACCUAUAGUAUUUCGUGGUCCCAACGGUGCUGCAGCAGGAGUUGCUGCACAACAUUCUCAAUGUUUCGCUGCAUGGUAUGCGCACUGCCCAGGAUUAAAAGUAAUUUCUCCAUAUGAUGCUGAAGAUUGUAGAGGAUUAUUAAAAGCUGCAAUUAGAGAUCCUGAUCCUGUUGUGUUUUUAGAAAAUGAAAUUAUGUAUGGUGUACCUUUUCCUGUGGACGAAAAUAUUAUGAAACCAGAUUUCGUUCUUCCAAUUGGAAAAGCUAAAAUCAUGAAACCGGGAAAACAUGUUACCAUAGUAGCGCAUUCGAAAGCAGUGGAAACUUCCUUGUUAGCGGCAAAGGAAUUAGAAAAAAAAGGAAUUGAUGCAGAAGUAAUCAACUUACGUUCAAUUAGACCUUUGGAUGUCCAAUGUAUAUUCAAUUCUGUCAAGAAAACACAUCAUUUAGUUACAGUAGAAAAUGGAUGGCCUUGUCAUGGUGUUGGUGCUGAAAUAUGCGCAAGGGUUUCAGAAGAUGAAACUUUCUUCCAUUUAGAUGCUCCGGUAUUCAGGGUGGGAGGUGUCGACGUUCCCAUGCCAUACACGAAAACUUUGGAAAUCAAUGCCUUACCACAACCAAAGGAUGUAGUCCAAGCUGUUGAAAAAGUUAUAGGAAAAAAAUAAAUUUUUUUAAAUAAAAUUUAAAACGUUUGAUUAAAUCAGCCGUUCUCUGUUAAUUUAUUAAAUAAAAUGAUAUUAUUAUUCAACUUACAUGAUAUUACGUA